Messenger RNA from Drosophila eugracilis, 369 nucleotides. RefSeq lists its product as uncharacterized. The transcript has a single exon. Lineage: Eukaryota; Metazoa; Arthropoda; Insecta; Diptera; Drosophilidae. The record is from RefSeq and is a predicted model, not a curated record. The coding region runs from base 21 to 185 and encodes 54 amino acids.
ACGAGUAAGACGGCAGAAGAAUGAAUCGGAAAAGGACCUGCUGCCCCCCACCAAUCCGCAUAGAUGAGGCCCCUAGUCACGCAACCGCAAUGAAGAAAUGUGUAAUUGCCUGUUCGCCUAUCGGUUAUCCAUCAACAUUCUGCUGUUCUGCUUGGCUACGAUUUUACUCAUCUUUCGCAUAUUAAGCUGAUCCAGGAUAUCACCUUCGAAAAAAUUCUUAUCAGAAAGAUAGAAAAUUGUUGUUUCUUAAUAUCUUUUAUACCUAAAAUUUCCCAAAGCGCAGUAAUAAAUGUUUGUUGAGAUGUGGAAAAGGUACAGGAAAUGGAGGUACUGUUCCAGGAUUAUCACUUAACAACGAACCUAAGCUCA